Paramormyrops kingsleyae is the source of this 4089-nucleotide messenger RNA. RefSeq names its product V-type proton ATPase 116 kDa subunit a 1. Gene Ontology annotation, molecular function: ATPase binding; proton-transporting ATPase activity, rotational mechanism. Gene Ontology annotation, biological process: vacuolar acidification; proton transmembrane transport. Lineage: Eukaryota; Metazoa; Chordata; Actinopteri; Osteoglossiformes; Mormyridae. The record is from RefSeq and is a predicted model, not a curated record. Gene Ontology annotation, cellular component: plasma membrane; vacuolar proton-transporting V-type ATPase complex; vacuolar proton-transporting V-type ATPase, V0 domain.
CCGGAUAAGCCGAUGCAAGCAGGGCAUCAUCAUCAUGGCGUCCUUGAAAGGUUAAGGAUAGUGCGGCAGAUGGUCUUUCAGGCUGGAAUAACUCACACCUGUGAUUGUUUUUCGUGGAAAUUGUUUCCAUUUUCAUUUUUAACAAUGAAUUCAGGGAUAAAGUGAAUCAAGUGUAUCUUUUAAGCUUGACUUGCCAUAUUCGCAGCCACCAUGGGGGAGCUUUUCAGAAGUGAGGAGAUGACACUUGCACAGCUCUUCCUCCAAUCUGAGGCAGCUUACUGCUGCGUCAGUGAGCUGGGAGAGCUGGGAAUGGUCCAGUUCCGAGACCUGAACCCUGACGUCAACGUGUUCCAGCGCAAGUUCGUCAACGAGGUGCGACGCUGCGAAGAGAUGGACCGCAAGCUAAGAUUUGUGGAGAAGGAGAUCAAGAAAGCCAACAUCCCAAUUAUGGACACUGGGGAGAACCCUGAAGUUCCUUUCCCAAGGGAUAUUAUUGAUUUGGAGGCUACCUUUGAGAAACUAGAGAAUGAGCUGAAAGAGAUCAAUACCAACCAGGAGGCCCUGAAGAAGAACUUCCUGGAACUGACGGAGUUGAAACACAUCCUGCGUCGCACACAGCAGUUCUUCGAUGAGAUGGAGGACCCCAAUCUGCUGGAGGAAUCCUCCUCUCUGCUGGACCCCAGCGAAGCGGGACGUGGGGCACCUCUGCGUUUGGGGUUUGUGGCUGGAGUUAUCAACAGGGAGCGCAUCCCCACGUUUGAGAGGAUGCUGUGGAGGGUGUGCCGUGGUAACGUGUUUCUGCGACAGGCCAUGAUCGAGGACCCCCUGGAAGACCCCACAACGGGGGACCAGGUUCACAAGUCGGUGUUCAUUAUCUUUUUCCAAGGAGACCAGCUGAAAAACAGGGUGAAGAAAAUAUGUGAGGGAUUCCGCGCUUCUCUUUACCCAUGCCCGGAGACUCCGCAAGAAAGGAAGGAAAUGGCAGCUGGGGUCAACACCCGCAUCGAUGACCUCCAGAUGGUGCUGAAUCAGACUGAAGACCACCGUCAGAGGGUCCUGCAGGCCGCCGCCAAGACGAUGAGGGUCUGGUUCAUCAAAGUUAGGAAGAUGAAGGCCAUAUACCACACCCUGAACCUCUGCAACAUUGACGUCACCCAGAAGUGUCUGAUUGCCGAGGUGUGGUGUCCCGUUUCUGACUUGGACUCGAUCCAGUUUGCCUUGCGACGGGGCACGGAGAGGAGCGGCUCUACGGUGCCCUCCAUCCUCAACAGGAUGCAGACCAAGCAGACUCCACCCACCUUCAACAAGACUACCAAGUUCACCGCUGGCUUCCAGAACAUUGUGGAUGCCUAUGGCAUUGGGACAUACAGGGAGAUCAACCCAGCCCCAUAUACCAUCAUCACCUUCCCCUUCCUCUUUGCUGUCAUGUUUGGUGACAUGGGCCAUGGGUUACUCAUGAUGUGUGCUGCCCUCUAUCUGGUCUUGAGGGAGAGUCGGCUCCUCUCUCAAAAGAGUGACAAUGAGAUGUUCAAUAUGGUGUUUGCUGGGCGCUACAUCAUACUCCUGAUGGGAGUCUUUUCUGUCUACACUGGAAUCAUCUACAAUGACUGCUUCUCAAAAUCACUUAAUAUGUUUGGAUCGGGCUGGAGUGUGAGACCCAUGUUUUCACCCAAGGGAGGCAACUGGUCAGUGAAAACACUUGAAGAUAAUGCAUUGUUACAGAUAGAUCCAGCAGUAGAAGGAGUUUUCGGUGGACCUUAUCCUUUGGGUAUUGACCCGAUCUGGAACAUUGCCCAAAACAAGCUCACCUUCCUCAACUCUUUUAAGAUGAAGAUGUCCGUCAUUCUGGGUGUGGUCCACAUGCUGUUUGGGGUCACCCUCAGCUUGUUCAAUCAUCUGUACUUCAAGAAGCCUCUGAACAUCUUCCUUGGUUUCAUCCCUGAGAUAGUCUUCAUGAGCAGCCUCUUUGGAUAUCUGGUCCUUCUUAUCUUCUACAAGUGGGGUGCCUAUGAUGCUGCCACCUCCAAGGAUGCCCCAAGCCUGCUCAUUGCCUUCAUCAAUAUGUGUCUCUUCAACUACAGUGACCCCACAAACAAGACCCUCUACAGUGGACAGAUGGGGAUCCAGUCUUUGUUGGUGGUGAUUGCCCUUGCAUGUGUUCCCUGUAUGCUGGUUGUGAAAACAAUGGUGCUUCGUCGUCAGUACCUGUGGAAGAAACACCUGUCACAGAAGAGGGAAGAAAGCCCUGCUGAGAAUCUAGAAUCUUUAGAACAAACAGGUGUGUCCUCAUCAUGCACGGGACUCACUCAACAGGGCACUCAGAAAUUUGGUGGGGUCCGGGUUGGUAACGGGCCCACAGAAGAUGAAGCAGAGAUCAUUGAGCACGACCAGCUGUCUCAGCACUCUGAGGAUGAUGAGCAUGCAGAAGAGGAAGUGUUUAACUUUGGAGAUGUAGCAGUCCACCAGGCCAUCCACACCAUUGAGUACUGCUUGGGCUGUAUCUCCAACACAGCCUCCUAUCUCCGCCUUUGGGCUUUAAGCUUGGCUCAUGCACAGCUAUCUGAGGUGCUGUGGGGGAUGGUCAUGCGCCUCGGCCUGAGCUCCAGGAGCUAUGGCGGCUUCUUCGGCUUAUCCAUCAUUUUCUCAGCCUUCGCCACGCUCACCGUUUGCAUCCUGCUGAUCAUGGAGGGCCUGUCAGCCUUCCUGCAUGCUCUCCGCCUGCACUGGGUGGAGUUCCAGAACAAGUUCUACACAGGACAGGGAUUCAAGUUCAUUCCGUUCUCCUUCGAUAGCAUUCUGGACGGAAGAUUUGAUGAGUGAAUUCAUCCGCUCCCACAUCAGCCGCUGUUUCCUCUGCCACAGCGUAUAGGAGCCUGUCUUGUGUUGUGUACCAUUGGUGAGAAAUGCUGUGUUGUCUUUUUUGCUGAAGGGGCCAUUUGAAUGAUUCAAGGUAGCUUUGUUGUUUUAAGCUGUGUGUAAAAAAAAAAAAAAAAAAAUGACAGCCAAUUAAAUGAAGUGCAAAUGUGAGCACUGCUAGCUAAAAAAUGUAUUGGCUUUAUGUACGUAAGACAGACAAACUAAAGCGGUCAAACCAUCAAAUGAAGCUGUCAUUUCACUACUGUUUUUAUUGCCCCCCCUCCCCCAUAGCUUUUGAUAAGCUUCUAAAAUUCUGUGCUCACCUCAGUCAGAUAACGACUUCAUGAAACUGCCUCUGUCUGACAAAAAACCCCAAGUUUAAAAAACGCCAGAGCCAUCUGUGCACGGUAUUACUGCGAUAAUCUUACUCCACUUCUGAAGUCUGCCUUUGCAUUCUUGGCCGUUCCAUUCCAGAUCUUGCAAUACACUUCAAAGGAAGGACAAUCAAUAUUUAAUCUAAGUCAUAUUUUGCUAAAUUGCCCACAAAGUACUUUUUCCUGCUUGUGUGUGAGGGGUUUCAGUUUAUUGACUUUUUUGGGGUCGGAGGUCACAUGGAGCGUCCGCUAAUAACAUAGCUGAGCUGAAUCAUACCUUUGGCCCACUGUCAAAAUAAAUGCUUAUUGCAUACCACAAGCUUCCACACCCCUUAGCAUCUCAGAAUCCCCAAUACCAGCAUCUCCAGGCUUCCAUCGCCCACAACAAACCUGGGUGACCCCAGUCACCAUAAUCUGCAGUUUCUGCACCACCUGCUGAAAAAAGUUUGGGAUGUUUUCCAAAAUAAGCAUCACCAUUCUGCCAAUGCUGUUAUGUUUGAAUGUUGUGAUGGUCACUUCUCAAUAUGUAGACAUAUCUCUUGUGUGCAGGGGGGGAUAUCAUUGUGUCAUGAUUAUUCUGUGAGUGACAGUAAACACCUUAAAUUACGCUGGUGGUGUUCUGUGAAAACUCGUGUGUUGCGAUUAACUGUAUUUAUUGUGCUUGUUGAUUGAAAACAGAUGAUCACAGUAAACAAAUUAAACCGUAAUCGAUGUGGUGGUGUGGUUUGUUUUGAAAUGAAGUUGCUACUUCUCAGGAAAUUGAGCUGAUUGUUGUGCUGGAAUUUAUUCUUGACAUUGUUUAUUGUGGGAGAUGUAUACAUUUCUGUUUAAAUAUUAAAGACAAUCAGUUGGGUAGGUA